UCAGUCAACUGAGUACAGAGGGCCAAUCCCAACUAUUAAGAGAGGAGGAUGAAAGCUCCAUCAAUGAGGUACUUGGGUGGGUUGGAAUGGUGUCCAGACACAGUGGCAAAAUAAAUAAAUGGCCUGGUUUUCAAGAGGAGCAGAACAGAGGUCCAGACGGUCAUGUUACUCCAUACACAGAAAACACAUCUCGCAUUCAGUCAGAAAUAAAAGCAAAACUAUCAACCAUGCUUAGGAUGGGUCUGCCUGGUUGUCCACUCGAUGACAAGCAAGACAACAUAAAUGUAAGCUGUUCUGCACGAAAUUCUGGACUAAACUUUACAACAGAAGAAUUUGAAGAAAAUUCAUUUCUUUCUAUGAUGGAAAGAGAGAGAGAGCGAAUAUACCAGGGAGAAGUGUCACAAAAUCGACUUUCCAGACUGUUGUCUUUUUGGGAGAGUGGGAGCAAAGGGCCAGAUGUACUGGAUUGUAAAAAAAUUGAGACCAGUGAUGACAAAGUAGCAGGUCAAAAAUUACCAAAGGUAGUGUUUAACUUAAGCCCAUCAAAAGCAGAGAAAUCUAAAUAUACAAAUAUUUGUGAUUCAUCUUUUGACACUGGUCAGCUACCAACUAAACAAAUAGGUGAUGUUCCUGUAUACAAACUAAAGGAAAGUUAUUCUCCUGUUCUGUCGGUCAGAAAGUCUAUAACUGAGCAGGAUACCAUCAAUGAUCCCAAGACAUGCUGGGAGAGAGAAAAAAGUAUUCCUAAGAUCAUUAUCAGCACUCCUGACUGUAGGCCAAAAUGUUAUUCUCAAGAACGUUUCAAAAUUUCUACCAGCCCAAAUCUAGUGGAAAUUCCUGAGACAAGUAUUUCCUCUAUAAACAGAGAACUUGGCGAGAUAAAGGCUUCAUCAAAAGGAAAACUGAAGGAAAGUUCCAAAGGAGACCUAGUUAAUAGUCCUGUAGAUGACACAGAUAGGACGCCUUACAACAGAUCUCCAUUUAGGACACGCAUGUUAGGUUCAGGUAAAAGUAUUAAGUGUAAUCCAGUAUCACACCCCAUCAGAAAUCUCACUUCAGUUUCAAAGGAUCACAGUGACCAGUCAACGGGUGACCCGACGACAAUCCUAGAGCAGUCCAGAAUACUCAGUACAAGACACAUGACUAAAGUGUUGUCUGGAGAUUUACAGCCAGUCAAGGAGUCUAGACAGAGUGGGUACCCACUGAGAGCCUUUAGUUUAGAUAUCAGUCCAACUGAAAAGACACCCUUGAAAGGUUUGGAACACAUACCCAGAGGACAGCACACCAGGUAUCCACAUGAACUGUCAAGUCCAGGGAAAGAUGGCAUAUUGCUGGCUGAGACACCAGAGCAGCAUCUCUUGUCUUUUGCAGGAAAUACAUCUGAGAGAAUCAUAGAGUACCAGCGUACAUCUCCACACUCUUCACCAUGUUUUGGAAGGUCAGAGGCUCGAGGAACUGUUUGCAUAGGCAACAUCAAUAGUAAACAAGUCAAUUUCUUGCCUGUUUCACAAGGUCAAACCUCUGUACAGCUGAUAACAUCACCUGUGAAAAAUCAAAAGACCACCAAUAAACGAUCAGUUAAAGGUAUCGAGGAUGCGAUUCCAGUUGUGCUCACACAACAAAUGCAGCUGGAUGACUUGCAGCACAAAACGUUUCUAACUAGGUCUGAACUGAACUGUCAGCAUCACUCAAAUGUAGCUGAUUCCACACAUGUAUCUGAGGUUUCACACCAACCAGACCAGCAAGAAUGGGCUGGAGUACAGAUGUGCAAGAGAUCUGAGCACAUUUCAAACUCUCUACAAUCCCAGGCUCAGUCAGAGGUCACCCUCUCCAGCAGCAGAUCAACUGAAGCCUGUGGCAGUGAGGCGCCAAGUCCAGUAAGAACAGCACAAAAACAAACCAUAAGACCUCUUUCUAUUUCCAAGAGUUUAGAGGACCUGGCAACCCUACCCUCAAAAGAUGAAAGAUGGAAAAAUGAACAAAGGAGUGGCAUAAUACACACGGUGGAGGAAGCUCCAGAUUCACUCAGCAUUGCUGUCCUGGAUCCAGAGCAGAGUAAGAGGCUGAGUGUCUCAGUACCUGCUUUCACGCACGAGCAGGAUAACAGCAAAGAAAGUGACUGUCUCUCAGUAAACAGUUUCUAUUCUGAAAGGCAGAGGAAAAGCAGCACAAAUACUAACGCAAGUGCUUCCUCUGGUCUCGCCUCCAUGUCUCCUGUCAGUGGCAGUGUCACAAACAUUUACAGCACAGACUUCGGACAUGUGGAAGUUAAGGGAACCAUCCAGUUUGCCAUUAACUAUGUGAAUAAACUGGGAGAGCUCCACAUAUUUAUAGUCCAGUGCAGAGAUUUGGCUGCGGCAGAACCUAAGAGGAACCGUUCUGACCCGUAUGUUAAAUGCUAUCUUUUACCUGACAAAGCAAAGCUGGGGAAGAGGAAAACCUCUGUGAAGAAGAAGACUCUUAAUCCUACUUAUAACGAAAUCUUACGGUAUAAGAUACCACUUGAGAGCUUAAAGGUCCACACAUUAAACAUCUCUGUGUGGCAUAAUGACAUGUUUGGGAGGAACAGUUUUCUUGGGGAGGUCAAUGUGGAUUUGUCUGAGUGGGACAAUAACACACACAUGAUGGACCGCACCCUCAAAGGAAGGACUGUAACACCAUUCAGUCCAAAGCACGUUAACCUCGACAUGGAUGUGUGUGGAGAUAUGAGGAUAUCUUUGCGUUUCCUUCUGAAGACAUCUGAAGGUGACAAGACACCACGGACGGGUGAGAUUCAAGUCUGGGUAAAGGAAUGUACGAAACUACAAUCCGUAAGAAGGAGUAUGGAUCCGUUUGUGAAAUGCUCAAUUCUUCCAGUCAGCCAUGAGAAAAAAAGGCAGAAAACUCGGGUUGUAAAGAGGACGGCAAACCCUGUUUUCAACCACACCAUGGUCUAUGAAGGCCUUAGACCAGAAGACCUGAGAGAAACAUGUGUUGAACUCACAGUGUGGGAUCAUGAUCGGCUCAGUAAUCACUUCAUAGGAGGCACAAGGCUUAACCUUGGAACAGGUAAAAGUCACAACACUGACGUAAAAUGGAUGGAUUCUAACGCUGCUGAAUCUGCAUUGUGGAGAAGAAUGAUUGAAUCAACGAAUGAAUGGGUUGAAGAAACCUUGCCUUUAAGGAUGCUCAUCAUGGCAAGAUAGGAACGCUCCAUGUGUUUGGCUCAACAAAAGACGUGUGAAAAAUCUUAUAGAACAUCAAUUUGGAGGAUGUGGUACACGCUGCUAAAUAUACAUGCCUUCAUUUGAGGUCAUGUGAAUAGAACAAGGAGUAUUGAAAAUACUGUAUGUUUUACCUCUUGUUGUAUAUAAAUGUAUAUCUAAUAUUUUUUCAUUAACAAAUUAAAUAAAUUGUGCAUAUGAUUUAGUGUGUCAGGAAAUGCAGCAGAGAGUUGGACAGUUUUUUAACUAAGUAACAGCAUAUUCUAAAUUAGUCUUAUGUCAUAGUCUUAUGUACAGUAUGUGCUUUUUUGUUUUUUUUAUUUACCCUAAUUAACAACCCUAUUCCAGCAUCAUGUUUUCCCUAACAAACCAAUUUCAACUUUAUAAUCCUUUUUAGCUGAUUGUGUGAAUGUGAUGGAAAACACUAAAAUAUGUAACACAGAAGUAUAAAAAUAUGUAUUAUGUACAUGUAUUAUAGAGAUAUUCCUCGGUUGGCAAAGAAGCUGUUACUGCAUUUCAUAUUUGAAACUAAAUGUUUGAGUCAGAGCACUAUAUUUAAAAUAGCUCUGCAGAUGAUGUACAGAUGAUCAUUUUAUUAAAGCAUUUUGAAUAAAUAUUAAAUGUACAGUGACAUUAAGAUAAAA
This is a messenger RNA of Tachysurus vachellii, 3847 nucleotides long. RefSeq names its product synaptotagmin-like 2a (gene sytl2a). The coding region runs from base 87 to 3185 and encodes 1032 amino acids. Gene Ontology annotation, biological process: intracellular protein transport; exocytosis. The record is from RefSeq and is a predicted model, not a curated record. The transcript has 12 exons. Gene Ontology annotation, cellular component: exocytic vesicle; plasma membrane. Lineage: Eukaryota; Metazoa; Chordata; Actinopteri; Siluriformes; Bagridae. Gene Ontology annotation, molecular function: neurexin family protein binding; small GTPase binding.